AUGAGUGAGGCAAGUCGGUCAAAUGUCUCUGAGUUCCUCCUCCUGUGGCUCUCCAGGCAGCCCCAGCAGCAGCAGCAGCUCCUCUUCGGGCUCUUCCUGAGCAUGUACCUGGUCACAGUCCUGGGAAACCUGCUCAUCAUCCUGGCCAUCAGCACUGACUCCCACCUGCACACCCCCAUGUACUUCUUCCUCAGCAACCUGUCCUUCGUGGACAUAUGCUUCUCCUCCACCACCAUCCCCAAGAUGCUGACCAACCACAUACUUGGCAUUCAGUCCAUCUCCUUCCCUGGAUGUCUCACACAGCUGUAUUUUUUCAGUGUGUUUGGGGACAUGGACAUUUUCCUCCUGUCUGUGAUGGCCUAUGACCGCUUUGUUGCUGUAUGCCACCCCUUACACUACACAACAAAGAUGACCCCUCAGCUCUGUACCCUGCUAGUCAGUGGGUCUUGGGGAAUUUGCAUUCUGAAUGCUCUGUUGCAUACUCUGCUGACAGCUCGACUCUCUUUCUGUGCAGACAACAUGAUCCCUCAGUUCUUCUGUGAUAUAGCUGCUCUCAUGGACCUCUCCUGCUCUGACACACACCUCAAUCAGAUGGUGAUUCUUACUGAGGGGGCCAUUAUAGUGAUCACCCUAUUUGUUUGCAUUCUAGUUUCCUACAUUUGUAUCACAUGGGCUGUCCUGAGAGUCUCUUCCACAAAGGGGAAAUGGAAAGCCUUCUCCACCUGUGGCUCCCACCUGGCUGUGGUUUCCCUCUUCUAUGGCACCAUCAUUGCUCUGUAUUUCAACCCUUCAUCCUCCCACUCAGAUGAAGAAAACACUGCAGCUACUGUGAUGUACACAGUGGUGACCCCCAUGCUGAACCCUUUCAUCUACAGCCUCAGGAACAAGGACUUGAAAGGAGCGCUAAGAAAGGUGAUCAGCAGAAAAAGGCUUGCUCUUUUAGUAUAG
Molecule: messenger RNA, 948 nt
Organism: Chrysochloris asiatica (Cape golden mole)
Lineage: Eukaryota; Metazoa; Chordata; Mammalia; Afrosoricida; Chrysochloridae
Product: olfactory receptor 1361-like
Exons: 1
Coding region: 1-948 (315 amino acids)
Biological process (GO): G protein-coupled receptor signaling pathway
Cellular component (GO): membrane
Molecular function (GO): G protein-coupled receptor activity; olfactory receptor activity
Source: RefSeq, a predicted model, not a curated record